AUGCAGUGGUCAGUAGGACUAGUUUUAUUGCUCUUAGUGAGUAUUAGGGCCCAGAAGGAAAAGAUCAAGGGAGAAAAGACAAUAAUAGCAGACGCUGAUCCUUACAACUUCGACCCGUACUACGGAAAUGGAGGAGGAGGAGGUGGAUACAACCCGUACGACAGAGUGCCAGGUACCCGACCAAAAGACCCAGAAUGUAAGAACUGUGAACAGAGGCCCUACAUCGUAAAGGGUGACACCGGGACCACUGGUAAACCAGGAUUUGAGGGCCCUAGAGGAGGUAGUGGUGAGCCGGGACCUCCUGGUAAUCCUGGAGCUAUGGGCAGCAGGGGUCCAGCAGGAGCAGCAGGACCAAGAGGGCUAGCCGGAGAAGUGGGUGAGGAAGGACCAGCGGGUAGCAAGGGAUUUGAAGGAGCCAGAGGACGACCAGGCAGACCAGGUAGACACGGCGUAGACGGUAACCCCGGACAAGCUGGUAUAGAUGGGUGUAACGGUACCAGGGGAGAUGAUGGUACUCCUGGUACCCCCGGAGUUAUAGGUCUCCCUGCAUCUGCUGGUAAUGACGGUGCCCCGGGAACUCCAGGCAAUAGAGGGCUGCCAGGAGAUGUUGGCAAGGUUGGAGAGGCUGGAAUCGGGGGAUACCCAGGGACUCCUGGUCGACCAGGAAAUCGAGGCGAGCCCGGAGAGAGAGGGUCGAAUGGUAUAGUCGGAACACCAGGAUUUGUUGGAGACCUAGGUCGGGCUGGCAAAGAUGGAAGACCUGGUAGACCAGGCUUACCUGGUGCUCUCGGACAAUCAGGAUUAUCAGGGGAGAGAGGGGAGCCAGGUAGGGAUGGAAGGAACGGCUAUGCUGGAGCUGGAGGUGAGCCUGGAGUACGAGCUAGGGAUGGGAACCCCGGUCGAGACGGAAGACCAGGUUUACCGGGAGCUCGAGGAGGCACUGGAAGGAAAGGAAUAUCCGGUACACCCGGAGAACAGGGUGUGUCAAUCACUGGAGGUAGAGGUGAUGUAGGGUUACCUGCAGCUGGCCGAGUUAAAAUUGGUACUCCUGGAUUCAGAGGAGAUGCGGGUAAACCAGGAACGAAUGGAGCUAAAGGAAACAAAGGCUCUAUCGGAGCUGACGGUCGUAAUGGCUUUGCUGGAAGGCCGGGAGAGAAUGGUGCGUAUGGUAAAGCUGGUGUAGAUGGGAAAGCAGGAAAACCAGGGAUACCAGGAAAACCAGGAAGUAGAGGUGAAGGAGGAGUGUCAGGAGAAGUAGGAGAUCCAGGUAUGCCUGGGAGAGCUGGUAACAGAGGGUUACCCGGGACACCUGGAUAUGAGGGAGAACGGGGUGAAUUAGUGGGUGGUAGACUCGGAGAACCAGGAGCUGAUGGAAAGAUAGGACUGCCUGGCAGAAAGGGACUACGUGGGGAAAAUGGGCAGCUCGGCAGAAACGGUACACCCGGCCAGAAAGGUCUUGCAGGAGAUGUAGGGAUAGACGGUACUCCAGGCAGGUCUGGACUACUAGGGUCUCGAGGAAACGUGGGGAAGCCUGGAAAGAACGGUUUCGCGGGCAGACCUGGUAACCCGGGUACUCCAGGAAAAAGAGGAGAGAAUGGAAACUCAGGAUCACCUGGCAGGCCAGGAUACGACGGUGUACCAGGAGAGAAGGGCACGUCAGGAGUCAACGGUUUGGCUGGAAGACCUGGGACACCCGGGGAGAGGGGAACUGAUGGUAUCAACGGAGAGCCGGGUUUGGACGGACUACCUGGCCGAGACGGUCGUAAAGGAGCUGGCGCUUACGAUGGGAGACCUGGCUUACCUGGUGCACCCGGUCAAAAAGGUAACUCUGGUAUCCCCGGAAAAAGUACCCCGGGUAGAGUAGGAGAACCUGGAAACAUUGGCAGGGACGCAGUGAGGGGAGAACCUGGUAACGAUGGUUUACCUGGUAGACCAGGACUUAGGGGACAGCCAGGAGCAGCAGGAAAUCCAGGAAGAAGAGGAGGUCCAGGAGAUCAAGGAGAGGCUGGUCUUAACGGAGAUCCUGGACUUCCGGGAGAAACCACUUUUGGACUGCCCGGAUCACGAGCAGAGCCAGCUGCUGAUGGAAAGCCAGGGAUGAUGGGGAGGCCCGGAGAGCGAGGAGUAGCUGGCACCCCCGGACUUCCUGGUAGAGACGGAUAUCCGGGAACUGUGGGACCGGACGGGAACCCGGGUACUGACGGGAUACCGGGACAACCUGGGGAACCUGGCAGGGACGGAAUGAAAGCCAGAGACGGAGUAGCAGGACGAAAGGGGAGACAAGGAGACCCAGGCUUGAGAGGGCGUCCCGGUAACGCUGGUUCUGAUGGAACUCCUGGCAGACCUGGCCUUGAUGGAGAAAUGGGACGAAAUGGACUGGGAAUUAAGGGUUAUCGAGGAGAACCCGGAACAAGGGGAUUGGACGGAGCCCUUGGGCAGCCAGGUGAUGCUGGUAAUGACGGUAACCCUGGUAACCCCGGACUCCCUGGAAAUAAAGGAUAUCCAGGAUACAAUGGCUUACCAGGACGGUCAGGUAUGAGAGGACGAAAUGGGAUGCCUGGCGAGCGAGGAACCCCCACCGUGAGAGAAGGGUUGCCCGGAGCUAAGGGUACACCUGGAUACGGCAGACCCGGUCUACCUGGACCGAGGGGUGUACCAGGGGUAAAUGGAAUACGAGGAAUGCCAGGAGACCCAGGCGAGAGAAGAACACUACCUCCCGGUGACGCUGGAUUACCCGGACGACCUGGUGUUCCCGGUAAAAAUGGACUGGCCGGAGACCCGGGUCUGCCAGGUCGAUCAGGGUUCCCUGGUACACCAGGAGAGUCUAGGAAUGGAAGAGAUGGGUUGCCCGGUAGACCGGGUUAUAGGGGGGAUCCUGGAACGAGAGGAAAAGAUGGCCUUAAUGGAGAAAGGGGUGUUAAUGGAAUGCCGGGUCGUCCCGCGUACGGAACCGUCGGAAACCCAGGAGUAGCAGGGAGGGAUGGUAGAAACGGGUUACCUGGCAGGAAGGGUUACCCUGGGGACCCUGGACGGAAUGGUUUGAGAGGUAUUCCUGGUAAAGAUGGGGCUCUGGGUACUGCUGGAGAAGCUGGCCUUCCUGGUAGAGAUGGAUACCCAGGACGUGACGGGUACCCUGGUGCCAUGGGUGAUCCUUCAUAUGGUCUGCCCGGUACUAAUGGAGGUAAAGGUGAACCUGGUGAAGCUGGUACUACAGGGAACGAUGGAAUUGAUGGUAUACCGGGAACUCCUGGUGUUGAUGGAAGGAAAGGAUUCCCCGGCAAUAACGGACUAUCUGGACGGAAUGUGAAAGGCAACCCAGGAACACCUGGAACGAACGGACGUCCCGGAGAAACCGGCUUAAUUGGAACUAAUGGAGCGGACGGAGCAGCAGGAAGAGCAGGGAGAAAGGGAUACCCUGGUAAUCCCGGUAUUAGUGGGACCCCUGGUGUGAAGGGAGAUAGCGGGGAUGUCGGACUUUCUGGUCGAAAAGGCUACCCAGGAAGACUGGGUUCCCCCGGCAACAGAGGAUCCAUUGGUCCAGCUGGAGACACCGGAGCUGACGGAUCUCCAGGGUAUGGUGGACUACCUGGUCGAGAUAGCAGCCCCGGCAGGAAAGGGUACCCUGGUGACCCUGGGUUAUCUGGUGCAGACGGUAAAGCUGGAGCACGAGGAGCUGAUGGUAAUAAGGGACAGCCGGGGUUGGAGGGAUUCACCCCUAGUAAUGCUCCUGCUGGUCCACCUGGGUUUAUAGGCUCCCGAGGUGAUCAGGGAGACAAGGGUAAGACUGGUUACACUGGCACACCUGGAGACGAGGGAAAGUGUGGUGACAGUGGUCUGCCAGGUGAAGUGGAGUCUACACCAGAACAGCUUGCAGGAGAACCAGGAGAACCAGGAGAAGCUGGAGGCAAGGGUAGCGUUUUAAACACCCAAUACGCUCAAAUACAGACAUACGCAUUCCACUCCCAGACCAACUCGUUUCAGGCGUGUCCAAGUGACCACAUGCCUGGAUUAUUGCGUCUCAGGAAUGACGGAGAAAUUAUGCGGGGAUUCAGUUUCCACUACUUUGACUCCUCCUCUGGUAGUGGGACAUGGAGUACCUCUCAGCAACCGGGCACUUCCUGUAUGGCCACCUUCUCUAUCCAGCCUGUUAUGGAGUGCACGACUAACACGUGUGAGGUAAAAGGCGACGACUCUUCCCUGUGGAUGCCAGUAGGUGACAUCCGUGAAGACAUGUCUGCCAUCAGAGUACUACCCUCAAGAGGAACAUAUUGUCGGGGGCAAGGAGAAUGA
Molecule: messenger RNA, 4290 nt
Organism: Bolinopsis microptera
Lineage: Eukaryota; Metazoa; Ctenophora; Tentaculata; Lobata; Bolinopsidae
Product: collagen alpha-1(IV) chain-like
Exons: 30
Coding region: 1-4290 (1429 amino acids)
Cellular component (GO): extracellular matrix; collagen trimer
Molecular function (GO): extracellular matrix structural constituent
Source: RefSeq, a predicted model, not a curated record